GUUGUUGUAACAGGUGUCAGGUGUUCUUGUGACACGCUUUUGUGUCCAUGGUAUACUUAUUGUAGUGAUAACACAUUACGACUUAUGAUAAGAAUUACGAACAGUGAACACAGUUUUACAAAAUACAACAUAAGAGCGUUUGAUUUAAAAAAGAAAAUUUUACCCAAUCGUUUCUGUCUUUUACUUGCCAUAGCACUUGAUAUAACCGAAUAUAACGGAUAUGCUGUAUUCAUCUUUAAAGAAAUUUGCCCUCAUUUGCCACUUGUGUGUCAAACGCAUUGAAAAGUUUCAGAUUUACUCAAUCAGCUUCAAACAAACUCGACUAAUAUGAUACGAUGCUCAAUUUUUGGAAAAACAUUCAAACCAAAAAAAGUCCAACGUCUCCCGGCAGUAAAAAUAUUUCUUUUAAUCUAUCCAGUAAUGGAAUAGCGCCACUCAAAGACUAUGAAAUUAAUGAAAACAAACUUUUUCCACUCGAAAAGUGUAGAUUGUCAUUGAGUUACGUUGACGCAUUGGAAACUAAUAACGAAUCAGUUAUACUGUUGUUUAAGCAAUUUCUAGACCAUAGGAAUUCAUUGUCGCUUUAUCGUUUGAACAUGGAUUUAAAGCACCAUACCAAUAUUGGCGACGAUUUGAUGCGUCAAAAUAUUUUACGAAACAUCACAGUUCACCAUAUCAAUAUCCCUGAUACAUUAGUAGUUAAAAUAAAUGCUAAUGAUGCCCGCUUGGAUACUAACGAUUAUAAUGAAAUCGCCGAAAAAAUUAAUGUGAUAUUAGAAGAGUAUUGGAACAAUUUUGUCCAGACUGAUAUGUUUUGUAAAUAUCAAGUUGAUGUUUUAACUAGUGGUCAAGUAACGCUCGGCGAUAUAUUGCAGUGUGAUGGGCUUCUUUCAUAUUUUAUGGAGUUUCUCGACGGAGAAGGAUAUAGAUCUGUUGUGGAGUUCUGGUUAGCUGCUACUAAUUUCGAACGAUGUGUUGAACAAUUCAAGAAUACAACAUUGGAUUACGAACAAGCACAGAACGAUGCAAUUUGUAUAUACGACAAGUAUUUAUCUCUCCAAGCCACGUGCCCACUUGGCUUUUCCGACCAAGUAAGGAUUUCAGUCGAGGAAUCUAUGUGCCCAGCCGACACGUCGAGCCAAUCAUCAGUCAUGCUUGGGCAGUGUUUUCGUUCAGCCGUCUUUAUAGUUUUAUCGUUUCUACGUCACAAAUGUUUACAGCCGUUCCUUUCGUCCCAACACUAUGUACGGUAUUUGUCCGAACUAAUUAAAGCAGGCAACUCCUAUCAGUGCCUUACUCAAGAUAACGAUUCUUCGAGUUCGUCAAUAUCCGAAUACAGCACUAAUUCAAAGCGUUCAAUGUCCUCACUUUUACCAUAUUCCGCCAGCACGGAUUCUUUAUGGCGAAAAAGACAACAAAGUGGGUUGAGUUUUGGCCGUGUUGACCAAUACGGUCGAUUUGAAAGAAAUAUAGAACCAGAUCCUGAUAAAAACAAAGAAUCUGGAAUCAAACGUAUGAUGAAAAAAUUUGUAAAUAAAGAUGGCGUUAAAAUGCAAGAAGAUAUGGCAUGGCAAAUUGCUGAAAUGAUCGUUAAAGAUAUAACCAGUGUGACGAUGGCUAACAACGAGGAGGAUUCUGAUCCAGAAUAAUAAAUUAGAAAAUAAUUUUUAAUCAAACUCUUAAAUGUAAGUUCUAUAUUUACAUUUUCAAAGUUCUAGAUAAAAGAUGCACAAUAUUGUAAAUAAUUUAUAAUUUAUAUAAGUAUUAUUAUUAUUAUUAUUAUUAUUCUAACCACGAUAAUAUUAUCGUAAUAUGUUCAAAAUAUUAAUUGUUAAAUAAUUACUAAAUGUUUACUAUACCAAAUGUUAAAAAAAAAUAUUGAAAUUAGUGAUAAGGCAAAAUAUAAUAUUU
Messenger RNA from Adelges cooleyi (spruce gall adelgid), 1911 nucleotides. RefSeq names its product A-kinase anchor protein 10, mitochondrial (gene pkaap). Gene Ontology annotation, molecular function: protein kinase A binding. The record is from RefSeq and is a predicted model, not a curated record. Gene Ontology annotation, cellular component: plasma membrane. Gene Ontology annotation, biological process: intracellular protein localization. Lineage: Eukaryota; Metazoa; Arthropoda; Insecta; Hemiptera; Adelgidae. The coding region runs from base 336 to 1649 and encodes 437 amino acids. The transcript is spliced from 8 exons.